Planococcus citri (citrus mealybug) is the source of this 523-nucleotide messenger RNA. It is a transcript of the gene RpL30, whose product is annotated as ribosomal protein L30. The transcript has 3 exons. NCBI's taxonomy places the organism in Eukaryota, Metazoa, Arthropoda, Insecta, Hemiptera, Pseudococcidae. Gene Ontology annotation, molecular function: RNA binding; structural constituent of ribosome. Gene Ontology annotation, cellular component: cytosolic large ribosomal subunit. Bases 141 to 485 code for a protein of 114 amino acids. The record is from RefSeq and is a predicted model, not a curated record.
UGCACGUUGUAAAAAUUUUCUUUCACGAUCGGAACUUUUCUAAUUUCAUCGCCAAGUCGUAGCUUUUGUGCGUUUGUUGGUGAAAUCCUUCGCAUUUUUACAAGUUUUAUUUAUAAGAAAAACAAAUCCACAACCUUAACAUGGCUGUUCAAAAGAAAUCGAAAAAGGCGAUGGAAAGCAUCAACACCAGACUUCAGUUGGUAAUGAAGUCGGGAAAAUGCGUUUUAGGAUUCAAGCAAACUUUGAAAACGCUUAGACAAGGAAAAGCGAAAUUAGUUAUUAUUUCCAAUAACACACCUCCACUAAGGAAAUCUGAAAUCGAGUAUUACGCUAUGUUGGCCAAGACUGGAGUUCAUCAUUAUUCCGGUAACAAUAUCGAAUUGGGAACUGCCUGCGGUAAAUAUUUCCGUGUCAGUACUUUGUCCGUGACGGAUCCAGGAGAUUCUGAUAUUAUCAGAUCUAUCCCUCCUGAUGCUCAUUCGUAAUUCAAUGUGUUAUGAUUUUUAAUAAACUAUUAUUUAAA